CUUGCCAGGCUGCCCCAAAGCCAAGAACUGGCCAGAGAGUAAGAAAACAGAGUAGAUUGCGCCGUGCGUGUAUAUAAGCAGAGUCGAGAAAGGACUUGAUAAGAGAGUGAUCGAGGGAGGAGAUAGAGACAUGGAUCAGGUGCUGAACGCGGUGAUGGACCUGGUGGUGCCGCCGGCGAGCAUGGUGAUGCUGGCGUUCGCGUGGCCGACGUUGUCGCUCCUGCGCGGCGUGGAGUGGGUGAUCAAGACCCUGACCAAGGAGGACAUGCUCGGCAAGGUCGUCGUCAUCACCGGCGCCUCCUCCGCCAUCGGCGAGCAAAUAGCGUACGAGUACGCGAGGCGGAACGCGAACCUGGUGCUGGUGGCGAGGCGGGAGCACCGGCUGUUCGUAAUCCGCGACAACGCGCGGCUGCUGGGCGCCGGGCAGGUCCUCGUCAUCGCCGCCGACGUCGUCAAGGAGGACGACUGCCGGAGGCUCGUCAGCGACACCGUCAGCUACUUCGGUCAACUGAAUCAUCUGGUGAACACAGUAAGCUUGGGGCACGAUUUCAACUUCGAGGAGGCCGGAGACACCGCCGCUUUCCCUCAUCUCAUGGACAUCAACUUCUGGGGAAAUGUUUACCCGACCUACGCCGCCCUCCCCUACCUGCGGCGGAGCCACGGCCGUGUGGUGGUGAACGCGUCCGUCGAGAGCUGGCUGCCCAUGCCCAGGAUGAGCCUCUACUCUGCGGCGAAGGCAGCGGUGUUGGACUUCUACGAGACGCUCCGGUACGAGGUGAAGGACGACGUGGGCGUCACCGUGGCGACGCACGGCUGGAUCGGCGGCGACGCCAGCGGCGGCAAGUUCACGCUCGAGGAAGGCUUGGCGGAGAUGCAGUGGAAGGAAGAACGGGAGGCGGCGACGCUGACGGGAGGGAACGUGGAGGCGUACGCGCGGGUGCUGGUGGCCGGCGCCUGCCGCGGCGACGCCUACGUCAAGCAACCCAGCUGGUCCGAGGUCUUCCUCGUCUUCCGCGUCUUCGCGCCCGACGUGCUCGCCUGGACCUUCCGCCUCCUGCUGUCCACGGCCGGGCCUAGUACCGCUACCACAACGACCGCCCGUCGCCCGCCUCCCGCCGCGCUGCCGGCCCCGCCGGUGCGGCCGCUGCUCGAGUACACGGUGGCCGCGGCUCGGAGGCCCGCGGCCCAGCUGCAGAAGCUCGAAUGAGACGAGGUCCGCGGUUCACGCAAGACUUCGCUACAUAGAUGCGUGGUCCAGAGCUAUGGAAGAGCCUACGUUAUGCACCUGGAGUUGAAAGCUCUCUGCUAAUGACAUUGCAUUUGCAUGUCUAUGUAUGAACUGAUUUGGCGGGUGCGUUGAAUAAA
Messenger RNA from Phragmites australis (common reed), 1365 nucleotides. RefSeq names its product 11-beta-hydroxysteroid dehydrogenase B-like. The transcript has 5 exons. The record is from RefSeq and is a predicted model, not a curated record. Lineage: Eukaryota; Viridiplantae; Streptophyta; Magnoliopsida; Poales; Poaceae. Bases 131 to 1207 code for a protein of 358 amino acids. Gene Ontology annotation, molecular function: oxidoreductase activity.